Molecule: messenger RNA, 1145 nt
Organism: Priapulus caudatus
Lineage: Eukaryota; Metazoa; Priapulida; Priapulimorpha; Priapulimorphida; Priapulidae
Product: protein orai-3-like
Exons: 2
Coding region: 109-873 (254 amino acids)
Biological process (GO): store-operated calcium entry
Cellular component (GO): membrane
Molecular function (GO): store-operated calcium channel activity
Source: RefSeq, a predicted model, not a curated record
UGGAGCCCAGUAGAAGUUACAAGUCGCAAGUGAAGUGAAGAUAACGAACCGAAAAUAGGUCAUUCUAAACAUAGAUAAAGUAUAGUAGCUAUAGGUGGCGCAAGCUACAUGAUAGGGUCAAAGAAAUACUACGAAGAGGCGCUGCUACAGCAGUUACUGAAAGAGUUUCUAAAGCAUCCGUCGGUAAUGAAGAACCCGGUGUCGUCACCGGAGGCUCUCUCGUACAGACGACUUCAUCUCGGUCGAUCGAAGCUUCGUGCAUCGCACAGCACGUCUGCUCUUCUUUCCGGCUUUGCCUUGAUCGCGAUGAUCGAGCUGAACCUCGACUCGUCGGGCGACCACGGCGUUCCGAACGGCCUCCUGCUCGCGUUCGGCGUCUGCACGACGCUCGUCGUCGUCGUCCACCUGAUGGCGCUCAUGAUCAGCACCUGCUUGCUGCCGCACAUCGAAGCCGUCACGCACCUCGGCGUCGCCGGCGCGAAGGAGUCGCCGCACGACAAGUUCCGCUACUACAUCGACCUCGCGUGGAUGUUCUCGACGGGGCUCGGCAUCCUGCUGUUCCUCGCCGAGAUCGGCCUCGUCGCGUGGGUGCGCUUCUACAACACGAGCCGCGUGACCGCGAUCGUGUGCACGGCGAUCCUCGUGCCCACCGUGCUCGUGUUCGUCACGUUCGCGCUGUUCUUCUACCGCCGCCUGACGAGCCACCACCUCGAGCGCAUCGAUCGCGAGAUCGAGAAUCUCGACGAGGAAGCCCAGGACCUGCAGGCGCAGCGCGGCAUGGCGUGGCCGACGUCCGUCAGCGUCGGCGGCAUCGGCAUCGACCCGCACCUCGGGGGCCUCAGCAUGAACGCCGCCUGCUCGGAGAGCGUGUGAGACGCUGCGGGCGGGGAGAGAGCGUGUGAGACGCGGUAGGGCCGAGAGCGUGUGAGACGCGAUAGAGCCGAGAGCGUGUGAGACGCGGUAGGGCCGAGUGUGUGAGACGCGGUAGAGCCGAGAGCGUGUGAGACGUGGUAGGGCCGAGAGAGAGCGUGUGAGACGCGAUAGAGCCGAGAGCAUGUGAGACGCGGUAGAGCCGAGAGCGUGUGAGACGCGGUAGGGCCGAGCGAGUGAGACGCGGCGGGCAGGGAGAGAGUGUGAGACACGCU